Messenger RNA from Juglans microcarpa x Juglans regia, 2296 nucleotides. RefSeq names its product casein kinase 1-like protein 1. Gene Ontology annotation, biological process: signal transduction; endocytosis; peptidyl-serine phosphorylation. Lineage: Eukaryota; Viridiplantae; Streptophyta; Magnoliopsida; Fagales; Juglandaceae. The transcript has 14 exons. The record is from RefSeq and is a predicted model, not a curated record. Gene Ontology annotation, cellular component: nucleus; cytoplasm. Gene Ontology annotation, molecular function: protein serine/threonine kinase activity; ATP binding. Bases 400 to 1800 code for a protein of 466 amino acids.
UCCAAAACAGGAAAAAAGAAUAAAAAAAAUUAGUAAGAAACGAAGCAUCUCUGAGAGAGAGAGAGAGAGAGAGAGGGAGAGAUUGUGGUUGUUCAAAGUCUUUUGCUUCGGAUUGGAUCAAGUCCUAAUAUUACCACCACGAUGCCAGAGAAAGAAAAUCGUUCAACACAUUUGUCUCUCACCUUUUUCCUGCCAUUUCUGUUACCGAAACUUCUUUAACCAAACUCCCCAGAAUCAAUUUCCCCUCGCUUAAUUUUUGAGCUUUUAUCGGCGUUUUCAAUUGAAUUUUUGUAUCCUUUUGGUGCAGAGUCUUGUGCUUUCUCGGCGUUAUCAUUUUUCCAUAUUAAAAUUUGGUUUUUUGAAGUUUUAGCUAGGGUUUCGAAAUUUUUCCUUGUGUAAAUGGAGCAUCGCGUUGGGAACAGGUUUCGGCUGGGCAGAAAGAUCGGUAGCGGCUCGUUCGGGGAGAUCUAUCUCGGUACUAAUAUUCAGACUAACGAAGACGUUGCGAUUAAGCUUGAAAAUGUCAAGACAAAGCAUCCUCAGCUGCUAUAUGAGUCAAAGUUAUACAGAAUCUUACAGGGAGGAACUGGAAUUCCAAAUGUGAGAUGGUUUGGAGUGGAGGGAGACUAUAAUGUUUUGGUGAUGGAUUUGCUUGGACCCAGUCUUGAAGAUCUUGUUAACUUCUGCAGUAGGAAGCUUUCUUUGAAGACAGUUCUUAUGCUUGCAGAUCAAAUGAUUAAUCGUGUUGAAUUUGUUCAUUCUAAAUCAUUUCUGCAUCGAGAUAUCAAGCCUGACAACUUUCUAAUGGGCUUGGGAAGGCGUGCAAAUCAGGUGUACAUCAUUGAUUUUGGUCUGGCAAAGAAAUAUAGAGACAGUUCAACCCAUCAACACAUUCCUUACAGAGAAAACAAGAAUUUGACUGGAACUGCUAGAUAUGCAAGUAUGAACACUCACCUUGGUAUAGAACAAAGCCGGAGGGAUGAUUUAGAAUCCCUUGGAUAUGUCCUUAUGUACUUCUUGAGAGGAAGCCUUCCUUGGCAGGGACUGAAAGCAGGAACUAAGAAACAGAAGUAUGACAAAAUUAGUGAAAAGAAAGUUUCUACCUCAAUUGAGGCCUUGUGUCGGGGGUAUCCAACAGAAUUUGCAUCAUACUUCCACUAUUGUCGCUCCUUACGAUUUGAUGACAAACCGGAUUAUGCUUAUCUGAAAAGAAUAUUUCGUGACCUUUUUAUCCGUGAAGGCUUCCAGUUCGAUUAUGUAUUUGAUUGGACCAUUUUGAAGUAUCAGCAAUCACAGCUGGCCACUCCCCCAGUCCGUGCCAUUGGUGCUGGUGCUGGAACGAGUGCUGGAAUGCCCACUGCCAUUGCCAAUGCUGAUAGACAGACAGGUGGGGAGGCUGGACGAGCAGCUGGCUUGUCUCCAAUGGAUUCUUCACGAAGGAGAAUAUCAGGACCUGCUUUGAAUUCCGGAACUUUUACAAGGCAGAGAAGUCCACUUGUUAAUGAUUCAGCCAUUUCGAACAAUGUUGUGUUAUCAAACUCCAAUAAUUUGGGAUUGCCAAGUGGAUCAUCAAGACGAGCUGUUUCUAGCAGCCGUGAUGCAUUUGUUGAGAGUGAGUCAGAUCCCAGUCAAUCUCGUACUACUGAGGCGAGCCCUGGAGCAGCGCACAGAAUUUCAAGUGGGCAAAGGAAUUUACCAGUUGGAUCUUCAGAUCCCAGGCGUACACCGACUGGGAGAAAUACCUCACGGAACUAUGAAGGUGCUCUCAGGGGCAUCGGGACCCUGCAGUUAGACAAUUGAUGAGUGCUUAUCUUGGUGCACUCUUGUAAAGCACGAAUUCUAGUAUGCUAUUAUGCUGCAGUAGGAAUAGGUUUGCUGGGAGUUGAGUUGUGAUGGAGGUUGGAGUUGUGAGUUGUUGGGACUUGAAACGCGGGGGAUUCUGGGUUUGGAUGCCAGCUUAAACCAGACGUUGAAUCCGUUGUGAAAAGUAGAGGUUCAUCUGAACUUACCCCAGGCACGGCUGUCUAUAUAAAGCUCAGGCUAUGUUCACAUGACUUCCCUAUCCUGGCUAACAACUAUUCAACUUUUAAUCCCUGAUGAUGUCUUGAUUUAAUGAUGUCUUGCAAUGUUUCUCCAGCUUGUUGGAGAUUGGCCUAUGUGUUCAUAUUCCUCUUUAGGUUCUUUCUUCUUCUUGGUUCUUUUUCUUUGCUCUUAUUUUUUCCAAUUUUUUUUUAUACACGUUAUGCUGAGCACAAUUACUUUAAUUUUGAGCCGUUCCUGUGUUUUCCCGAUUCAA